CUACAAGGUUUCCCUGAGAGAGAGAGAGCUGCCUGGUUAUAUUUAUUACAUUUCCUCCUCCGUCCCGCAUCAACCACUGUGGACGACAGGGACUACAGCAGCAAUAUAGGAUUUCUUCACUGCGGAGACUUUAUGACCUAGCUCAGGCAAACGGAAAUAUGCUCUUGUGUUCUGUUUCAUGCCAGGACCACCGCCAUUCAGCGUCCAAUCUUCCCCGCGCCCGAAGAUUGCCCACCACCAAUCCCUAACUUUGAUAGCUCAGUCGAUGGACCACAUGUCACUGUUGGCAUUCUCUCUAAAGUUUUUAUCCGGGUAAAUAAGAAGCCACUCUCAUUCUACAUCCAUCCCGUCCAGUCAGAACUUUCGAGGACAACAGCGUCAGGCCAUGCCAUCUACCCCGCUAGACAACCCGAAAAUGAUACCACCUUUGAAUGUCGAGCAGAUUGCUCGUCAAGCUACAGAAUUCGAGUUUGACCCCUUUUCUCCAUUGCGGUACUGGAUACGAGCAGCCGGGCUACUUAUUAAAGAGGCAAGCAUCUACGAACGUGAGGGAAACGACCAACAGGCAUACCUUCUACUUUUUAGGCACGCACAACUAGUUCUCUCCCACAUUGCGACUCACCCCGAUGCACGACAAGAGGAUAAUCGUAAAGCUGUGGCGGCUGCGAAGCGGGAAGUCCAGAGGAACCUUAGCAAACUAGAAGAGCUAAAACCACGCAUCAACAAGCGCUAUGAGCGUUACGUCCAGCUUAUUCGUAGCAGAGAGGCUAGACGAACAGCGCCUCUAUUGGGAAAUGAUGUCAUUACAACUGCGACAACUCCGAUUGAUCCCGCGUUGGCUGGAGUAGCGGAGCCUCUGGAAGCGGCUCAGAACAGAGAGUUGGCUGUGAAACUUGCCCAGAGAGAAUUCAGCAGAAGGGCAACUGCUCGGACGGCAACUCAACCCGAGGACCUAUAUGCGAAAGGCAUAUUAGGAACCUACGGGGUUGAAGGCUUCCACCCCAAAUCUAAUGAUGAACCAGCAGACGACCUCAGUCGACGCCUCCAGGACCUUAGAUCAAAAGUCGUAAGAAACGAGAGGACGACCCGCAGACCGCUCUCACCUCAGGAUCGCCAUGUUUCAAAUUCCCACAGUCACUUACAAAGGGCGCACACCCCCCAGCGGCCAACUGACCUACGGCAAAUAUCCAGUUAUAAAUACCCUAAUGUUCCACACCAGCCUUCUAAUGAUGUCUGUCAACAACCACCGCCCGUGCCUAGUAAGGUGGAACCUGUAGCAUCCAACUCAGUUCUCCCCCCACAACUCCCUGCCAAAGUUAAACAUCCUAUUCCUUCACCUUUAGAGUCUCCUGCGAGCAGCCCCCUUCCUGAAUUGAUAUCUCCCCCAAUCCCGGACAAGGUAUUUCCUUCUUCCCCACCCUCAACAAACGACAGCAUAACCCCAGGAACGGAUCUCCACCCAUCAACCUUUACGUUUAAACCGUCAGCCUAUCUUGAAAAUGGCACGCCUCUCCGAACCAUCUUCAUAUCUCCUGACCUCCGAAAACAAUUCCUCUACCUCGCCGCCCCAAAUACCGAGCGCAACCUUGAAACCUGCGGUAUCCUUUGUGGAUCGUUAAUCUCCAAUGCCUUUUUCAUUUCCAAGCUUUUAAUUCCCGAGCAGGAGUCAACAUCUGAUACCUGCGAAAUGAUCAACGAGUCAGCUAUUUUCGACUACUGUGAUUCGGAGGACCUAAUGGUUCUCGGCUGGAUACACACUCAUCCAACGCAGACGUGCUUCAUGAGCUCGCGCGAUUUGCACACGCAAUCCGGCUAUCAAGUAAUGUUAGCGGAAAGUAUUGCGAUUGUUUGCGCACCGAGCAAGGAUCCGGAUUGGGGUGUGUUCCGGCUCACGGACCCACCGGGAUUGAAAUGUGUGCUUGCCUGUACGCAGCCGGGGCUCUUCCACCCACAUUCAGAGCCUAACAUAUAUACCGAUGCACUAAGGCCCGGACAUGUCUUUGAGGCUAAAGGCUUGGAGUUUGAGGUUGUGGAUUUCCGUCAUUGAAAGAGGACGUAAUCCUGUCCUUAUUUCUUCUUAGUAUAUUUUAUUUUUUAUCCUUUGACUUGCCAAGGAACCUUUUUUCCCCCUUGCGCAUCGAUGCGGCUCUAGUGCUAUGCGUUUGCAUGAUUCAACGACAUUGUAUGACUGUUUGGUUCUUCCCGCAUAUGCAUAAUGCUUCUAUGGUAGACUUCACUCCCCAAUAAUGGAUGGAGUGGAGUGGAGGGGGAUUUUUCUUUGUGUCCCCUCCCUCCUCUGUUGUAUCGCAGUGGCAUUGUUUUGCCUUGUAGCAUGCUUUUUCCUAGACUAGUUCAAAUUUUACCACUUCUAUUGAACCCUUCUGCGCAGUCUAGGUGCUAUCUACGCUAGUAUCUAGUCGCCAUUUGCUUAACUACUACAAGUGUAUGAUCUAAUAUUAUUUGAUAAUAUUUUCCUCUUUCCUGUUGUAGGUUGUAGGUUGAUGAUAAGAGCAGAUCAUUUCCAGUUUUGAAAAUUACUGAAGGAUUUCAGAGAAUAACCUCAUCACUGAGUUACUCAGGGAUGAAUACUCAGAUGUCAAUCAGCAUUCUAUAAAUUGAGAUCCAAAGAUGUGAAGUGGACUUGUGUAUAUCAUGCUGCCUCUUCCGCAGAACAAUUGAAGUCAAGCAGUUCCAAGGGAGGUGUAACUGGGAUAAGCAUACCUAGCAGGCAGGUAUGUUGAUUACACCUCACUCCAAGCAAGCAUACCCAGGCAUAUAUUAUAUUCCUAAUUAAAACAAAGCAGACAGGCGUAAGGAUGUUAUUCCGUUGUACUGCGACUUGAUGUUAAGUUCUCAAAAACAACAAAGAGAGUACUGAUAUCAACAUAUUCUAGUCUGGAGAUAUAUACAUGCAACAGAAGAAGGCCAAAUAGCCCAAAUUGAGGUCAGAAAUGCCAAAUAUUUUUCUUUUUCUUUUGUAAACUAGCUAUUGGCGAACUUUAUCCAACCAGUGAGCUGGCGGAAGGCGGACGCUUUUUGACUUAUGGGCCAUUUCUGGGAGGAGUAUAUUCGCCUGGCCGCUUUCGAAAGACUAGAUAGUGUCUACUGAUACGCCGG
Messenger RNA from Blastomyces gilchristii SLH14081, 3117 nucleotides. Its product is annotated as ubiquitin thiolesterase. Bases 386 to 2047 code for a protein of 553 amino acids. Gene Ontology annotation, cellular component: membrane; endosome. Gene Ontology annotation, molecular function: metal-dependent deubiquitinase activity; K63-linked deubiquitinase activity; protein binding. The transcript has 3 exons. The record is from RefSeq and is a predicted model, not a curated record. Gene Ontology annotation, biological process: protein K63-linked deubiquitination. Lineage: Eukaryota; Fungi; Ascomycota; Eurotiomycetes; Onygenales; Ajellomycetaceae.